Capsicum annuum is the source of this 2182-nucleotide messenger RNA. RefSeq names its product transcription factor SRM1. NCBI's taxonomy places the organism in Eukaryota, Viridiplantae, Streptophyta, Magnoliopsida, Solanales, Solanaceae. Gene Ontology annotation, molecular function: DNA binding. The coding region runs from base 950 to 1915 and encodes 321 amino acids. The record is from RefSeq and is a predicted model, not a curated record. The transcript has 3 exons.
UUUCAUUGUGGAUUCCCCUGCCCGGUCAAUGUGGUCUCUUUCAUAUUAUAUUAUGCGCUAAAAACCACUCGGUAGGAACUGAAUUUGUGAUUUCAUUACUUACUAUUUCGUUAAAAAGGACUACUUUAUUUUCCCACUUGGUGAAGAUAUCCCAUACAGACUACUAUCAAAUUUUUUUUACAUAGUUGAGUAAUUUUACUGCCUGUGACUCUGUUGAGGUUGUACAGUAGAGUUGGGUCUCUACUCUCCUUUAGUAAGAGAAAGAGAAGCAGGAAAAUAUGCUUUUUCUUGUGGGCCAGUGCUGUCAAAAUUAUUGUUAUCAACAAGGGAAAUUUUUGGCCGCUGGGUCUUUGCAGGAAUUAGUAAGGGGCAAUUCAAAUACUAUCACUAUCCAAAUUUUGGUCUUCCAAGUAUGCUUGGAUUUAUGAUGGUAGUCAUUUUCAUUGUAAUUAGCCCAUAACCCUAAUUACCAUGGAAUUGGAAUCACCGUCAGUAGUUAAAAGAUAUCUGUUUUCUCACCAAAAUGGCAUUUAUUGCAUCUGUCGGUUUUAUGGAUUUCAGAUAUUUCUCAUGUUCUAACUAAAGUUGGGUCCCUUCCCUUUUCUUCAUCAAUAAGGUCAGCAGCUGUUGAUUUGGCGAAGAUUUGAUCCAUCAGAAGCAUCUCUUUCCCUUCUGGUGGAGCUGCUUUUUCACUGUGUUUGGCUAUUUUGGUUUCUCUUCUCAUUGGUCUGCUACAUCUGGCUUCUGAUACUCCAAUCUACCAGUUAAAUUGUUGAAUGCCAUAUCUUGCCGGCCCAAUAACUCACAUCACAAUUUCCCUUUCUACUUUGCUAAAAUUCUAAUUCUCUUUUGGAGAUGAUUGUUCAAGUUUUUUUGCGGGACUGUUGAGAACUUGUUCUUCAGAUUCACUUUCUGCGUAAAAGCUUGAUAUCAAAACUAUUUAGGUUAGAUGACAAUAGAUGAGUCAAGUAGCUCCAUAUGGAGUAGAGAGCAAGAUAAGGCAUUUGAGAAUGCCCUGGCAACUUACCCUGAGGAUUCUGCAGAUAGGUGGGAGAAAAUUGCGACUGAUGUUCCAGAAAAAACAUUAGAAGAGGUUAAGCAUCACUACGACCUCUUACUAGAAGAUGUUAGCCGGAUCGAGUCCGGCAGUGUUCCUUUACCUUGUUAUAACUCUUCUUCGGACAGUUCUACAAGUCAUGGUGGUGAUGAUGGAACUGGAAAGAAGACUGGGAAUUCAGGGAACUUAAAUGGUGAAUCAAAUCAUGGAGGUAAGUCUAUGAGGGCAGAUCAGGAGCGCCGCAAAGGCAUUGCUUGGACAGAGGAUGAGCAUAGCCUGGUGGACAGUUACCUGGUACCGGUACCUAUUGCCGGUGGGAGGUAUCCCGUGGAGUUAGUCGAGGUGCACGCAAGAUUGUUCCUUCUUGGUUUGGACAAAUACGGGAAAGGUGAUUGGCGAAGUAUCUCCCGAAAUUUUGUUGUGACACGUACUCCGACACAAGUGGCCAGUCAUGCUCAAAAAUAUUUUAUACGUUUAAACUCUAUGAAUAGGGACAGGAGACGGUCAAGCAUACAUGACAUCACCAGUGUCAACGCCGGAGAAGUUUCAGUGCCUCCAGGUCCAAUUACUGGCCAAGCAAAUGGUUCUUCUGCAGGAAGUUCUUCUAGCAAACCAAACAAACAACAAACGCCGGUGCGAGCUACACCCCUUGGUGUUAGCAUAUAUGGAGAAACUAGCAUUGGACAACCAAUAGGAGGGCCAUUUGUUUCCGCAGUUGGCACGCCAGUGAAUCUUCCACCACCAACACAUAUGGAAUAUGGUGUCCUGCCUCCAAUUCCUGGAGCAGUUGUUCCUGGCGCUCCAAAGAAUGUGGGUCCAUUGACGUAUCCAAUGCCACAUACGUCAAUGCAUAGGUAAUACAAUUGUUUAGUUGUGAAAUUGUACAAAGUAAGACCGUAGAGGCUUCUGCUUGUUCAGGAUUUAAUGCAAUCUUCUCACCUAGCAGUAAUAAUAUUUUGUGAUAUGGCAGAAAUUUGACUUUUAUUGUCAAAUAGGAUCAAUUUAAGUGUGUGAUGUAGAAGCACCUAGAUAUAGAGCAAAUAACCUUUUUGCUUUAACCCUGUAGGCUCUUCUCGUGAAGUGAAACACUAUUUGAGAAUUAAAAAUUAAAUGUAUUCUUUAGCA